GGUCGAUUAGUUUAGGGUUUAGAGUUUAAACGACACCUAUGUUUCUUUGGCGGAGACGAAGGGUCCUCUUAUGUUUCUUUUAAAUUCUGAUUUCUGCAUCUCGUGCGAAAAGCUCAACAGUGAAUUGGGAAAAUUCGCGCCACAUCACUGUUUUUGGAUCCUGCAAAACGACACCGUUUUCUUUUAGAACCUUGAGAGCUACUCUGCAAGCAAUUGCCCAGCGCGUCUUCCGGCCCAACAGAAUCAAAUGUCGGCGUUGGAUAGAAGGAAGUGGGAAUGGGAGAAUGCCACCGCCGGCGCCAUCGCCGGAUUUGCGACCGUCGCUGCUAUGCACCCUCUGGAUGUCGUCCGUACUAGAUUUGCAGUAAACGAUGGCCGAUUGACUAAUCUUCCAACCUACAAGAACACUGCACACGCUAUCUUCACGAUCACUCGGCUGGAGGGAUUGAGAGGGCUUUAUGCUGGCUUCUAUCCUGCAGUUCUAGGUUCAACUGUGUCAUGGGGUCUAUAUUUUUUCUUCUAUGGGAGAGCCAAACAAAGGUAUUCUAAAAAUGGGACACAGAAGCUAAGCCCUGGUCUUCAUCUUGCUUCAGCUGCAGAAGCAGGAGCUUUGGUUUCUUUGUGCACUAAUCCUAUUUGGGUUAUAAAAACAAGGCUGCAGCUUGAGACUCCUCUUCAUCAAACCCGACCAUACUCUGGGCUUUAUGAUGCUUUAAGAACCAUACUUAAAGAGGAAGGAUGGAGUGCACUUUAUAGAGGGAUUGCUCCUAGUCUUUUUCUCCAGGUUUCUCAUGGUGCUGUUCAGUUCAUGGUGUAUGAGGAACUUCGUAAAUUUGUUGUUGAAUUUAAGUGUAAAGAAAGUAACAAGAAUCUUGGAAGUGAUGCUAAAUUGUUGGAUUCAGUUGAUUAUGCUGUACUAGGAGCAUCGUCUAAACUUGCUGCCAUUCUCAUGACAUACCCAUUUCAGGUUAUUCGAGCUCGAUUGCAGCAAAGACCUAAUCGUGAUGGAAUUCCAAGAUAUAUGGAUAGUUGGCAUGUUGUGAAGGAAACUGCACGUUUUGAAGGUUUUCGAGGCUUUUACAAGGGUAUAACUCCAAGCAUUCUGAAAAAUCUACCCGCUGCUUCAAUAACAUUUGUUGUGUAUGAGAAUGUCCUGAACCUGCUGAGACUAAAAAGAAGGAAUGACUGAAAGUUGUCUCUCCCGCUCUCUCUCUCUCUGUGUCUCUCUUGCUCUUUGGUCUAAUUCUUUGGUAGUGGUUGCCGACUGUUAUUCUUUGAGGUUGUGAAGAGGGAAAGAUACAGGGUUUUAGCAUAUUUGGGGCGGUUUUACGAAUAGCAACAUCAAAUUUGGUGUAGGAUGCAAUUUAUCCACGGAAAUCUUCAGUAACCGACGUAACAAAAGCACAAGUAGCAGGUUUUGAAAUUGUAUAGCAGCAUAUACUGAGGAAACUGGUUAAAGGAUCAAUAACAGCCAAACAAACUAUGUUGGUGGCUCAGUUUUCCAUUUCUCUCAUUCAAUGGAUUCAACGCAGCCAUCACAGCUUGAGGUCAUUUGUUUUACCUUUUACUGCAUAUUCAAGGAAAGUUGAUUGGGUUUCUGAACAAAGCUAUUAUUUGAA
Messenger RNA from Vitis vinifera (wine grape), 1619 nucleotides. RefSeq names its product folate transporter 1, chloroplastic. Gene Ontology annotation, molecular function: folic acid transmembrane transporter activity; FAD transmembrane transporter activity. Bases 248 to 1189 code for a protein of 313 amino acids. The transcript has 11 exons. NCBI's taxonomy places the organism in Eukaryota, Viridiplantae, Streptophyta, Magnoliopsida, Vitales, Vitaceae. The record is from RefSeq and is a predicted model, not a curated record. Gene Ontology annotation, biological process: folate import into mitochondrion; nucleotide transport. Gene Ontology annotation, cellular component: chloroplast envelope.